GUUCCCCGUUUCGGGGGGUCUGUAGCGGGCCUGGCCCCGGCCCUCCCCGUUGCCCCGCCGGGACCGGGCAGCGACCGCCGCCUCUCACCCGCCGCGCUGGGCCGCAGCGGCGGUUCUCCCCGUGGCUCGUUCGAACAGCAGCAGCACCGGCCGCUUCUGCCCUGGCGGGGCCCCGUGCUGGGCGGCCUGGCCUGGCCAUGGCGCAGUGACACGCCGGCCGACUUCCCAGCAGCGCCCCCUUGGCAGUAACCCCAAGGGCCGCUAGUAACCGGGGAAGGGAUGUGUUAGGUGUUUACCCCCUCGAAUGCUUCUGUCGGGAGGGGCUUUAGUAUAAUUCUAAGAAGAAAAGGAAAGUAGCUGAGAUUUAUCAGGCCCUGAACAGCGAUCCCAUUGAUGUGGCUGCACUCAGACGAAUGGCGAUCAGUGAAGGGGGUCUCCUGACAGAUGAGAUUCGUUGCAAAGUAUGGCCAAAGCUUCUCAAUGUGAAGACGGAUGAUCUGCCUCCUGCUCCAGGACAGGAGCUGCGGGAGGACAAUGAAGACUACCAGCAGGUGUUACUGGAUGUGAGGCGAUCCCUGCGCCGCUUCCCACCCGGGAUGCCAGAUGAGCAGAGGGAAGGGCUCCAGGAAGAACUGAUUGACAUCAUCCUGCAGGUUUUACAGCGCAACCCCCAGCUGCACUACUACCAGGGCUACCAUGACAUUGUGGUCACUUUUCUGCUGGUCGUGGGGGAGAGACUGGCGACUGCUCUUGUGGAAAAGCUUUCGACCCACCACCUCAGGGAUUUUAUGGACCCAACAAUGGACAACACCAAGCACAUUUUAAAUUACCUGAUGCCCAUUAUAGACCAGGUCAACCCUGAACUCCAUGACUUCAUGCAAAGUGCUGAAGUGGGGACCAUCUUUGCACUCAGUUGGCUGAUCACCUGGUUUGGGCAUGUCCUGGCUGACUUCCGACAUGUGGUGCGAUUGUAUGACUUCUUCCUGGCAUGUCACCCACUGAUGCCCAUUUACUUUGCUGCUGUGAUCGUGUUGUAUCGGGAGCAGGAGGUUCUGGACUGUGAAUGCGACAUGGCCUCUGUCCACCAUCUCUUGUCCCAGAUCCCACAGGACCUUCCCUAUGAGACCCUGAUUAGCAGAGCUGGGGAUCUCUUCGUCCAGUUUCCUCCGUCGGAGCUUGCCAGGAAGGCAGCACAGCAGCGUGCUGAGAGGACCGCUGCUUCCACCUUUAAAGACUUUGAGUUGGCUUCAGCCCAGCAGAGACCAGACACUGUGCUGCGACAGCGCUUCAGGGACCGGCUCCGAGUGGAGGAACGGACAAAAUCCAUCUUGACAAAACCAAGGACCAAUCGCUUUGUCAAGCUGGCAGUGAUGGGGCUGACGGUGGCACUGGGGGCAGCUGCUCUUGCCGUGGUGAAGAGUGCCCUAGAAUGGGCACCCAAGUUUGAACUGCAGAUUUUCCCCUGAUGGAGGGAGAAUGGUGCCCUGCCACUUUAAAGAUCACGUUCUGCCAUGGCA
Mauremys mutica (yellowpond turtle) is the source of this 1517-nucleotide messenger RNA. RefSeq names its product TBC1 domain family member 20 (gene TBC1D20). Gene Ontology annotation, molecular function: GTPase activator activity. The transcript is spliced from 8 exons. The record is from RefSeq and is a predicted model, not a curated record. The coding region runs from base 414 to 1466 and encodes 350 amino acids. Gene Ontology annotation, cellular component: endoplasmic reticulum membrane. Gene Ontology annotation, biological process: endoplasmic reticulum to Golgi vesicle-mediated transport; positive regulation of GTPase activity. NCBI's taxonomy places the organism in Eukaryota, Metazoa, Chordata, Testudines, Geoemydidae.